AUGAACCCAGAAUCCGGUAUGUCUGGCCGUCAUCGACUCGCUUCGCUGGCUUUGCUAACAUCCGUGGAUACAGCCAUCUACGGGCGGAGCCCAAGUACGCUCUUCCGUCGAUGCGUCGUCAACUGCCCAACCGAGGCGCCGCCGUGUCCAACCUGCAAGGAGAAGGAGAUAUGCACUCUCACGGCCAAAUCGUGCGAAGCCUGCGCUACCGCCAUCUGCGUCCCUGAUCCCCUCGCCAACCAGCCGUCCGAUGACUCGGGCUCUCCCACAGGCGCCAUUGCUGGCGGUGUCGUCGGUGGCAUCGCCCUCCUCGCCGCCAUCCUCUUGACCUGGUGGUUCUGCGUCCGUCGUCGACGCAAGAACACUGAGAUAUGGCACGAAAAGACCAACGCCAGCAGCGUCGACGUCGACGGCAACAGCCAGAGGAGACAGUCUGCCGUCGGCUCCAUCGCCUCCACCGUCCUCACCAGGGCCUCCAACGUCAUCCAGAUCGCAUAUAUCCCCGGUGUCACCAACAGAUCGGCUCCCGGCUCGCCAGACCUCAUGGUCCCUCCCGUGCCUCCAAUCCCAUCUGCCGUCGCCAACGGCCAGAACCAGCACUUCUUCAUGCCCGGCGACAUCCGGGACUCCAUGUGGUCUGGCAUGACUGACGACGACGGCAAGAGCAUCAGCCCCAGUCUCGCUCGCAGCAGUGUCGCCACGACCAUCUACCGUCACAACGCCAUUGUCAGCCCUGUCCCGGCCCAGGAGGCCUACCAAGCCAGGGCAAACAUCGUCAGCGUCAAGUCAGGCACUAGCUCGUCCUCGCCUCAGUCGUCGCCCAAGGUGCCGGCCAUCACGAACUCGCAGAUCAACAAAGCCAACGCCGUCGCAGCCAAGCUUGGUGUUAGCUCCAUCGUUGCUCGUAGCGCAGUUGCUAAGCCUAUCAAUGUUACGAAGGGCGGUCGCUCCAAGACAACGACGACCACUACUACUGCUUCUUCUACCACUGCCCUCUCCGACAACAACUCAUCACAAAACACUCCCAAAGUCACAGUCGAAUCACCCGAACGCAAUCCAUCCACUGACAGUUCUAGCAGCGACUCUUCCAGCUCAAAGAACGAUGCUACUUCCACGACUGACAAAAAUGGCACCGCCAAGGUGAAAUCCCGCCAAUCCGUCCAGUCUCUCGCAGUCACUGAAAUAGACGACUCGCCAGACCAAAAACAAAGCCCGUUUGCCGACCCAAUCGUCGAGGAAGAACCCAUACCCUCUGGCUUGACUAGCGGACCGACCAGCCAGUCAAACCGAAGUGCAAGCCCUUUUGAUGACAAGCAUGAAGUUAAGGGGUAG
This is a messenger RNA of Trichophyton verrucosum HKI 0517, 1332 nucleotides long. RefSeq lists its product as uncharacterized. The record is from RefSeq and is a predicted model, not a curated record. The transcript has a single exon. Bases 1 to 1332 code for a protein of 443 amino acids. NCBI's taxonomy places the organism in Eukaryota, Fungi, Ascomycota, Eurotiomycetes, Onygenales, Arthrodermataceae.